This is a messenger RNA of Morone saxatilis (striped sea-bass), 3650 nucleotides long. RefSeq names its product cyclin-dependent kinase-like 5 (gene cdkl5). The record is from RefSeq and is a predicted model, not a curated record. The transcript is spliced from 17 exons. Gene Ontology annotation, cellular component: dendrite cytoplasm; nucleus. Gene Ontology annotation, molecular function: protein kinase activity; ATP binding. Gene Ontology annotation, biological process: regulation of dendrite development; positive regulation of axon extension; protein phosphorylation. Lineage: Eukaryota; Metazoa; Chordata; Actinopteri; Moronidae. The annotation marks the transcript as partial.
UUCCUCGGUCCAGGAGCAUAUGGAGUGGUGCUUAAGUGCAGGCAUAAGGAUACUAAUGAGCUGGUGGCCAUUAAGAAGUUCAAAGACAGCGAAGAAAAUGAGGAGGUCAAGGAGACGACACUUCGGGAGCUGAAGAUGCUUCGGACGCUGAAGCAAGACAAUAUCGUCGAGCUGAAGGAGGCUUUUCGCAGGAGGGGGAAACUCUACCUUGUCUUUGAAUAUGUGGAGAGGAACAUGCUGGAGCUCUUAGAGGAACUGCCCAAUGGUGCACCGCCUGACAAAGUCCGCAGCUACAUCUACCAGCUCAUCAAAGCUAUCAACUGGUGUCAUAAGAAUGAAAUAGUACACAGAGAUAUCAAGCCGGAGAACCUCCUCAUCAGCUCGGAGGAUGUUCUCAAACUCUGUGACUUCGGUUUUGCUCGUAACCUGUCUGAAGGAACAGAUGCCAAUUACACUGAGUAUGUGGCUACAAGGUGGUACCGCUCGCCUGAGCUGCUGCUGGGGGCUCCCUACGGAAAGGCAGUGGACAUGUGGUCAGUGGGGUGUAUCCUUGGGGAGCUGAGUGACGGACAGCCCUUGUUUCCAGGGGAAAGUGAAAUAGAUCAGCUCUUUACCAUUCAGAAGGUUUUGGGGCCACUUCCUGCAGAACAGAUGAAACUCUUCUACAACAACCCUCGCUUUCAUGGAAUCAGGUGUAUUGACAACCUUAUUUGUCCGUCCAUCUGCCCCUCCAGGAGUCACACUAAGAGCACGAGCCGUCGCUCCAACAGCAAAGAAUGUUCCAGCCUCCCUCGCCAUGGUGACCUCCAUCACCUCAGCAACAAGAGUUUCUUAAAUGGUAACAAACCACCCCCGUCCAGUUUAAGUCCUACGCUCCACCCCAAGGGCCAGUACAUGUCCCAGACCCUUAAUCGUUCUGCCUCAUCCAACAAAGACCUGGCUAACAACAACCUGCCACACCUCCUUAGUCCCAAAGAAGCCAAAGGCAAGACAGAGUUUGAUUUUAGCUUGGGACCCUCCCCAAAGCUGCCAGACCAGGGACAUGGAGCGAAGUAUGGCCACAGCAAACCAAGCUCCUCUCGCUCUCAGCAGCAGCAGCAGGCCAAUCGCCAUACCUUCCUGGAAAACAAGACCAACACACUGCAGUCUGGAGCAGACAAACAACAUGGCCGACACGUCCAUAGUAUGGCCGACUCUGCCCACGGAUCCAUGUCCUCCUCUUCUAAGAGUUCAGCUUCUUAUCUGAGCCUGUCCAAGAGCCACAGCGCGCUGAGUGAUGCCAAAUCUGUAGGAAACCUCAGCGAUGGUCGACUUCACCCAGAUGACCCAAACUCCAGCUCAACAGCAGGGGUGGGGCCCAGUGCCCGUUUCUUCCCCGCCAGUUGUUUAGACCUCAACACCACUUCAGGUCUUCCGGGGCCACCCGGCAGCCCCUCUGCUCGACACAGCGAUCGAUCCGGGCACAGCCCCGCCUCUCGUAGCAGCGGCAAUGUCCGCAUGGAGAGCAGCACACUCGACUCCUCAUCCAGACACAAAUCUAGACAUAAAACUUUAGCCCCAGAGGAGGCCGGUGCUCCGGAGCUCUUAGACCCAGGAGGAGCAGGGAUGCCCUCCACUCACACUCUGCCUUCUCCACAUGAGUCUUAUCAUUAUGGCCUAGGCUAUACUUCCCCCUUCUCCUCUCAGCAACGUCCUCAACGCCACUCCAUGUACGUGAGGAGGGAGCGCCACCGACCACAUGGGGUCGAGAGUGGGAUGGCGGGCUUGCCUGCGCCGGGGCAGGCGAUACCUACACGUGCCAGUAGCCUGCAGCUCCUCUCCCCUCAAAUGCAGCACCGGACCACCCUCACCGGACAUUCAGUGAGCUCUUCAAGAGAGGACUGCACUGAUGACAUGACGAGGAGUGAGCAGUCCCCUAAAGACAUGAGCCACCCUUGCGCACCCAUCAAAGACUCUACGAGGGACAACACUGCUGCUUUUCAUACACAGCGCACUAAAAACGAGGUUGGUAUGUAUCACGACCCUCAUGGUGACGAUGGAGGUUCCUCCAAGGAGAACCGGAUGAUCUUCACUGAGUCCAUGCCUCGGAGAGUAGGCAGCUUCUACCGAGUCCCGUCCCCAAGACCAGAUAACCCCUCUUCUUUCCAUGAUGGUGUCGGGCAGGGGCGAGGGCCGGUUGUGCCGGUUGUUCCCGUAGAUCCUGUUGCCAUGGCCAACCAUUCCAAACGCCAGACAGCUUUUGACUGGACCACCGCAGAAGCAAUGGUCAUGAAUCCUCCAGAGCCCACCAAAGAGAAGGAGAAACAAGGCUUCUUCAGAGCCAUUAAAAAGAAAAAGAAGAAGACACAAAUAACGGACAUGGAGGACGGGAGGAACCCCAGCAUCAGGAAAAGCCUUUUCCCCCUCUUUAGCUCUAAGAAUAGCUUAAAGAACAACUCAGCUGUCAAAGUCCUACCUGUAGUCGCCUCGCCUAUGGUACAACACCAGCCUCCCGCGCCCUACCCUGCCUCACCAGUUCCUGGUAACGGACAAGAACACCUGUCCCUGCAGAGGAGCUCCAAGUCAUCUUCUCACCACGGCAGCCGGAGGAAAAAUCGCGAGCGAUCCCGAGACAGAGACCGGGAGCGGGAACAGAGCCGAGACCGAGACAGAGAGAGAGAGAGAGAGCGGGAGAGAGAAAGAGAGAGAGAAAGGGAAAGAGAGAGGGAAAGAGGGAGGGAAAGAGAGAGAGUUAAUGAUUGGCCACCAGAAAAACCAGUGGACUCACACUCUCAGAGUCAGCCACUCAAGUCACUCCGCAGGCUCCUUCACCUUUCCCCAUCUUCCUCAAAUCAAGGGCAGCCUCCUCCUCCUCCUCCAGACCUGCGCUUCCAAGCCCCACUUCCCAACCCCCCUCAGCCCUCCUCCAAAGCGGGCUACUCUGAGGGUCGAGGGCACGCCGAGAGCAGGGGGCACUCUGGGGUGAGCAGCUCUGCCCAGGCUAAGAGCCGCAAGGCCAGCUACCCCCUCCCCGGACAGAUCGAGUCCAGCUGGCACGUGUCUGCUUUACAGCGGGCUGAGGGUGCUCAGUUCACCCCAGAACAGCUGGGCAUCAAACCUGGGCAGAACGGACCCACCUUUACCCGAGCCUCCCGCACCAGGAUGCCAAACCUCAACGACCUGAAGGAGACCGCGCUGUAAACCCCUUCCCCCCAAACCACACCACCUCCAAUACGUCUCCAUCCUGGAAGUAUCUGCUAGACGCAGACAUCAUGGUACUGUAGUAAAAGUUUACAUGAAAGCCUAUUUCACUGGAUCAAGUCCUCAUUCAGAAACGUAGUUAUUUGUUGAUGCUCAUGUCUCUGAAAUCUACAAAGACUAGACGUUAACACUAGUAACAGUGUUGUUUAAGGAUUCAAAGACAGGAAAGGGCUCCCUUUUCCUCUCGGGAUGCCAGUACAUCAGUUGUUUGUAAUGCUCUCUCUACUUAACAAGGUUAGAACACCAGAAUGAGCUGAUCUUUCCUGUCAAGAAGACACUGCCCAUGUGGCCUCUUUGCUGCCAUCUUCUGCUCACAGGACACUACAGCAACACAUCAGACAGCCACUGACACACAAGUGGCCAAUAAACUCAAAUGUUUUUCAAGCUCUGAUAUUUGAUAAGAACAAAAA